Molecule: messenger RNA, 3411 nt
Organism: Anopheles coustani
Lineage: Eukaryota; Metazoa; Arthropoda; Insecta; Diptera; Culicidae
Gene: pita
Product: transcriptional repressor CTCF
Exons: 4
Coding region: 102-3188 (1028 amino acids)
Cellular component (GO): nucleus
Molecular function (GO): zinc ion binding
Source: RefSeq, a predicted model, not a curated record
GCAUCGGAAGGUUCCUGGUUCGUGUGUGUUUUCCCCGUUUGCUCGUCUAUAAACGCGCAGUUUCCCAGUGCAGGGUGUGAAACUAGUUAAAUUCAAUCACCAUGGAUCAAUCGGGUGACCGUACAUUGAUCGCGGUGGAUGUGGUGGACGAAGCUUUGCGUCCCCAGCAGCUGAAAGCGAAGCAAAUGUGCCGCCUUUGCCUAGCGCAAGAUGCACCUUUGAGCUCGAUCUUCACUCCUCAAACCGGCCCUAAUCGGACGCCACAAACGCCACUUUCGCUGCAAAUAACGGCUUGCGUUUCGAUUGAGGUUUAUGCUGGCGAUGGUAUGCCGGGGGUGAUCUGUCACACCUGUCGAAUUUUGCUAAACUAUCACUAUCAGUUCAAACAAAUAUGUCAGACCGCUGAUUCGCAAUUGAAACUGUUUCUCACCACCGGAAUUUGGCCAGAAAAACUUUCCUUACCUAAGGAAUUGAUUUCUUUCGCUGCAAACGUAAAAGAUUCACAACACAAAGCAAAUCCACGUGCCAAUGCAACGAUUAACAUCAUUAAUGCUUCUUCUGGCGGCGAGAGUGAAUCCAAUAGAGAAAGAAAGAUCAAUAUCAUCAAGCUGAGUCCAAAUGAUUUGAAAAAUUUGAAACUUUCCCAACGGAUUGGGACGACAGGCUAUCAGGGAACGCCUCCUGCAGGGACAAUGAAGCGGGACCAAAGUGUCGUCUCGGUGUCCACCCCACUGUUGACAUCGACUCCGAUGCCGAAACGCGACGCACCGACUAAAAUGGCAAAGCAGCAGGGUGUACGGCUCCAGUAUCACGACGAGCAGAAAUCACCUCCCGCCCAGCAAAACAAGGAUCAACCGUUGGUGAAGCAAAACUUAAAGUCUCCUGUCAUACUGAACAGACUAGCCAGCAUGGCCAGCAAACGGCAGAACGUGAAGGAAGAAUUCGUCACCACCGGCGAUGGAACGGUGGAGAUGAUACUGCAGUUCGAGCCGGAGCCGGUUGAGUCACCGGAACAGGAAAAUAUAUUCCCAUGCACCGAAUGUCCGCGAACAUUUAAGCUGAAGCAGCUACUGGAUCUGCACAAGAUAAACCACAAACGCGAGCGAAACUUCCCGUGUGAAGAGUGCGAUAAGCGUUUCUUCAGUAAGUACGAUCUGGCCAAGCAUAGGGCAACGCACACCGGCGAGCGCCCGUACGGGUGCGUGAUCUGCGGUGCGGCGUUCUCCCGAUCGACACUGCUGACGCGCCACCAGGCGCAGCACAAGGACGAUCUGACCUAUCCGUGUGUGUUCUGCGAGCGCGUGUUCGUGUCGCAGGAGGAGCUGGACAAGCACGCGCAGACGCACGAAAAAAAUCGUCCAUUCGUGUGUACGGACUGCCCGAAAAGCUUCGCCUACAAGCAGGGCCUGGAGCGGCAUGCCGCGGUGCACGCGAAGGAACUUCCGCACAAGUGCGAAUAUUGCGACAUGAGCUUCCACACGUCGGCCGCACUGUCACGGCACCUGACGGCACACGCGGGCAGUCGACCGUAUCCGUGUCGGCUCUGCAAGAAGUCGUUCAUGCUGAGCCAUCAUCUGUCGCGGCAUCUGCGCGCCCACAAUACGGCGGGCCAGUGCGAGUACAAAUGUAACGACUGCAAGCAGAGUUUCGACGGUAAGAACGAGCUAAUUGCCCAUUCGGAGGUGCACGCCAAGGAGACACUCGUCUGCCCGCUGUGUCGCGAACUGUUCGAGGAUAUUGAUGAGGUGGUCGCGCAUAUUCAUGAGCAUGCCAAGAAAAACCAGUAUGCGUGCGACUAUUGCGAUCUGCUGUACACGAGCGAGCAAAAGUUAAACGCUCACUGUCAGCAUGAGCACGCGGAUGAGCUUGCGUGCGAAUGGUCGGAAGAGCAGCAGCGGCAGCUAAAUGAAGAGCAGGCAGCGUCGCGGAAGGAGGUCGCAGCGAACCAACCCAAAGUUGAGGGAGAUAGCAAAAGCUUGACGUCUGGCGAAGAGAUGAAGACGGAUGUGGUACUGGAUUCCGAAAAUUCGGAAAUUGAAAAUAUUUUCCUUGAACCAGAAGAUUACGACACGGCCAUAUUCAUGCAACCGGAAGGGAAUGAGCAAGUGAUAGAAACAUUCGAGGUGAAUGAAUACGUGGAAGAAACACCAUCGGAGGUAAAACCAAAGGUAUCUCCGCAAACAAAACACCCGAAGCAAGUGAAGCAGGAACGUCUAUCACCGCUUCCAAAAAGCAAAGAUAUGACCCGCCAGAAGAGCAUGGUUGAGUUUUUCAAACGCAAUCAGGAGGCGGUGGAAAAGAAGACGGCCCAGCGUAACGUGUCGGAGAUGUUGAAAAAUUUGCCCAAAGGUGUGACGAUCAAGCGGGAGCAAUCGGCGCCUUCUUUGACGACCAACCCACCGAAAAAACCGUCACAGCCUAUUGUUGUCGAAAAGAAGCAACCGCAAAUGAUACCGAUUGAAAAAGAUAAGUCACCCAUCCAGGGCUCGUCCAAAGGCACUGCUCAGGCAAUGGUGGUGGAACCGAAAAGAAGGCCCGGAAGACCACCGAAGAUAGUCCCGAAGGUGGAGGAAAGCGAAGGAAAGAAAGAAAAUGUUGCCAUAAAGAAGGUUGAACCAGUGGUGAUGAAAAAGGAAGAACGGAAGCAGCAGCACACGAAACUGGACGAGGAAAUCAAAAAAGUGCUGUCGGACAGGAAAUCCACCGUCGAAGGUGGACUCAAACGUAGUGGCACGAUGAACUUCCCCAAGACGCGGGUAGGAAUAGAUGUGCCACCAAAAACGUUCCCAAGUGCUGCCGGAGCGUCCAGCAAGGGUUCGGUAUCGAUGGUCAGACGAUCGUAUGCCGUACCACCCUCGAAGGAGCCGAUGGCUGGCAUAAAGCGACCAGCCGACAAAGAAUCCGCAACCGACGAGCCGGUAUCGAGCAAACGUUUUGCGCCGGGCCCACAGCGUAAAACUAUGAAUCCGGCAAUGCUCUCUACGUUGCGUAAUACGACACAAAAGUCGGCAAAGGCUGGCGAACCCGUGCAGGUCAACGUUGUCCGCACGGUCAAGCGUGAGCCGAACGCGGACGCACCGGUCGAGAUGAAUGUCGGUGGCAAGACGGUCAAGUUGCAAAAAUUAAUUUUAUCCAAAAGUGAAGCGUUGGCGCUGCAGAAAGCGGGCAAGUUGAAGGGCAAAAUUUAAGGAAUUUUGGUUUACUUUUUAGAAUUCCCACUUAUUGUAAUCAGUAUUUUGAAUUUUUUCUCUUUUAUUUUUUUAUCUGUUUAUCUAUAACGACUUUUAAGUUUGACUAUUUGCUUUUAACCGAUUUUUUUCUACCAUUUCCUAUGUGCUACAUGACAUCGAAUAUCCAGGGAGGACCAUUGGACAAUGUAGAGUUUGAAUAAAAAUUUGUGUAACAGUUUAA